This is a messenger RNA of Nycticebus coucang (slow loris), 5936 nucleotides long. RefSeq names its product aldehyde oxidase. The record is from RefSeq and is a predicted model, not a curated record. Lineage: Eukaryota; Metazoa; Chordata; Mammalia; Primates; Lorisidae. The coding region runs from base 445 to 4371 and encodes 1308 amino acids. Gene Ontology annotation, molecular function: molybdopterin cofactor binding; iron ion binding; 2 iron, 2 sulfur cluster binding. The transcript has 34 exons.
GCUGGAUUCGAACCCGCCAGCUCAGGUGUAUGUGGCUGACGCCUUAGCCGCUUGAUCCACAAGCGCCGAGCUUAGGUAGCUCUUGAUUUUAAAAAUAAACUUUAAUUACUUCUAAAAAUGUAGAAGUAAUUACAUUGCGAAACCAUUCGCUGUCACCUCUCCUGCAGGUGAGAGGGAGGGACUGCGGAGCCAGACUCAAAACGCGCGUUAACAUAGGUGGGAAAGACCGCACGGCGCCCGCACGCCCCAGCGCCGCGGAGGAGUUUUCCUGGCGAAGAGCUCGGCAACUCUGGGCUUCCUCGGGACUCCUCGGUCGGGGCGGGCGGGCUGGACUCGCGGCUGCGCAGGCGCCGCCCCCGCGGCCGGUCGGUGCUGCCCGGCCGGGUCUUCACCGGUCCUGGUCCCCGCCGCCGACCCGCCAGCGUGGAGCCCGGACCCGCCAGCAUGGAGCCGGGGCCCGCGCUGCUCUUCUACGUGAACGGCCGCAAGGUGACAGAAAGAAAUGUUGAUCCUGAAAUAAUGCUGUUGCCGUACCUGAGGAAGAAGCUUCGACUCACAGGAACUAAGUACAGCUGUGGAGGGGGAGGCUGUGGUGCCUGUACGGUCAUGGUAUCACGAUACAGCCCCACUACCAAGGAGAUAAGACAUUACCCAGCCAGUGCCUGUCUGAUCCCCAUCUGUUCUCUGUAUGGUGCUGCCGUCACCACAGUGGAAGGCAUAGGAAGCACCAAGACCAGAAUCCAUCCGGUUCAGGAGAGGAUCGCCAAGUGUCACGGUACCCAGUGUGGAUUCUGUACCCCUGGGAUGGUGAUGUCCAUCUACUCACUGCUCAGGAACCAGCCAGAGCCCACUCUGGAUCAGUUAACUGAUGCUCUUGGUGGUAACCUGUGCCGGUGCACUGGCUACAGGCCCAUAAUUGAUGCCUGCAAGACUUUCUGUAAAUCUUCUGGCUGCUGUCAAAGUAAAGAAAAUGGGAUUUGCUCUUUGGAUCAAGGAAUAAAUGGAUUACCAGAAUAUGAGGAAGAAAAUAAGACAAGUCCAAAACUAUUCUCAGAAGAGGAGUUCCUGCCCCUGGAUCCAACCCAGGAACUGAUAUUUCCUCCUGAGCUAAUGAUAAUGGCUGAGAAUCAACCACAAAGCACCAGAGUUUUCCGUGGUGACAGAAUGACAUGGAUUUCCCCAGUGACCUUGAAGGAACUUCUGGAAGCUAAAUUCAAGUAUCCCCAGGCUCCUGUUGUCAUGGGGAACACCUCUGUGGGGCCUGAAGUAAAAUUUAAAGGCGUCUUUCACCCAGUUGUAAUUUCUCCUGAUAGAAUUGAAGAACUGAGUGUUGUAAACCAUGCAGAUAAUGAGCUGACCCUGGGUGCUGGCCUUAGCCUGGCCCAGGUGAAGAACAUUCUGGCUGAUGUGGUCCAGAAGCUUCCAGAGGAGAAGACACAGAUAUACCGUGCUCUCUUGAAGCAUUUGGGAACUCUGGCUGGGUCCCAGAUCAGAAACAUGGCUUCUUUAGGGGGUCACAUCGUAAGCAGACAUCUAGAUUCAGAUCUGAAUCCUCUACUGGCUGUGGGUAACUGCACCCUGAACUUGCUAUCAAAAGAAGGAGAACGGCACAUUCCUUUAAAUGAGCAAUUUCUCAGCAAGUGCCCUGGUGCAGAUCUUAAGCCUCAAGAAAUCUUGGUCUCAGUGAACAUCCCCUACUCAAGGAAGUGGGAAUUUGUGUCAGCUUUCCGACAAGCCCAGAGGCACCAGAAUGCACUGGCAAUCGUCAAUUCAGGAAUGAGAGUCUUCUUUGGAGAAAGGGAUGGCAUCAUCAGAGAGUUAUCCAUUUUAUAUGGUGGCGUUGGCCCAAGCACCAUUUGUGCCAAGAAUUCCUGCCAGAAGCUCAUCGGAAGGCCCUGGAAUGAAGAGAUGCUGGAUGCGGCGUGCAGGCUGGUUCUGGACGAAGUCUUGCUUCCAGGCUCAGCUCCAGGUGGGAAGGUUGAGUUCAAGAGGACUCUUAUCAUCAGCUUCCUCUUCAAGUUCUACCUGGAGGUGUCACAGACUUUGAAGCAGAUGGAUCCAGUUCACUAUCCUGGCCUUGCAGACAAGUAUGAGAGUGCCUUAGAAGAUCUUCAUGCCAGACAUCACUGGAGUAGAAUAAAGUACCAGAAUGUAGACCAAAAACAGCUUCCUCAAGACCCAAUUGGCCACCCCAUCAUGCACCUGUCUGGUAUGAAGCAUGCCACGGGAGAAGCCAUUUUCUGCGACGACAUGCCUGCCGUGGACCGGGAACUUUUCUUGACUUUUGUAACUAGUUCAAGAGCUCAUGCUAAGAUUGUGUCUAUUGACCUAUCAGAAGCUCUCAACCUGCCAGGUGUGGUGGACAUCCUAACCGAAGAACAUCUUGGUUGCAUAAAAUCUUGUUUUUUCUCUGAAUCUGAGAAAUUUCUGCAAACAGAUAAGGUGACUUGUGUGGGUCAGCUCGUCUGUGCCGUGAUCGCAGAGUCUGAGGUUCAGGCCAAACGUGCUGCUGAGCAAGUGAAGAUUGUCUACCAAGACUUGGAGCCGCUGAUCCUCACAAUCGAGGAAGCUAUACAACACAACUCUUUCUUCGAGCCGGAAAGGAAACUGGAAUAUGGAAAUGUGGAUGAAGCAUUUAAAGUGGUUGAUCAAAUUCUUGAAGGCGAAAUACACAUGGGAGGUCAAGAACAUUUUUAUAUGGAAACCCAAAGCAUGCUUGCUGUUCCAAAAGGAGAGGACCAAGAAAUGGAUGUCUAUGUGUCCACACAGUUUCCCAAAUUCAUACAGGACAUGGUUGCCUCAGCCUUGAAGCUCCCAGCCAACAAGGUCAUGUGUCAUGUGAGGCGUGUUGGGGGGGCAUUUGGAGGGAAAAUAUUCAAAACUGGCAUCAUGGCAGCUGUCACUGCAUUUGCUGCAAACAAACAUGGUUGUGCAGUCCGCUGCAUUCUGGAACGAGGAGAAGACAUGUUAAUAACUGGAGGCCGCCACCCUUACUUUGGAAAGUACAAAGUGAUAGAAAUGGGACUUCUGAAAAUGGACAAUGCUUACAAGUUUCCCAACCUGCGCUGUCGGGGAAGGGCGUGCAGAACCAACCUGCCAUCGAACACGGCUUUUCGUGGAUUUGGCUUUCCUCAGGCAGGGCUGAUCACUGAAUCCUGUAUCACAGAAGUUGCAGCCAAAUGUGGUUUGUCCCCUGAGAAGGUGCGAAUGAUAAACAUGUACGAGGACAUUGAUCAAACACCCUACAAACAAGAGAUUGAUGCCAAGAACCUGACCCAGUGCUGGAGAGAAUGUCUGGCCAUGUCCUCCUACUCUCAGAGGAAAGCAGCCGUGGAAGAAUUCAACUCGGAGAAUCACUGGAAGAAGAAAGGGCUGGCCGUGGUCCCCCUGAAGUAUCCUGUCGGCCUCUGCUCAGUCGCUGCUGGUCAGGCCGCUGCUCUGGUUCACAUUUACUUAGAUGGUUCUGUGCUGGUCACUCAUGGUGGCAUUGAAUUGGGGCAGGGUGUCCACACUAAAAUGAUUCAGGUGGUCAGCCGUGAAUUAAGAAUGCCGAUGUCCAAUAUCCAUCUGCGUGGGACAAGCACAGAAACCGUCCCCAACACAAACUGCUCUGGAGGGUCUGUGGUGGCAGAUAUCAACGGGUUGGCAGUAAAGGAUGCUUGUCAAACUCUUCUAAAACGCCUUGAACCCAUCAUCAGCAAGAAUCCUCGAGGAACUUGGAAGGAUUGGGCGCAGACUGCCUUUGAGGAAAGCGUUAGUCUCUCGGCUAUUGGCUACUUCAGGGGUUAUGAAGCGGACAUGAAUUGGGAGAAAGGUGAAGGUCAUCCCUUCAAAUACUUUGUGUAUGGCGCUGCCUGUUCUGAGGUUGAAAUAGACUGCCUGACAGGGGAUCAUAAGAACCUCAGAACAGACAUUGUCAUGGAUGUUGGCCGCAGUAUAAACCCAGCCCUGGACAUAGGCCAGAUUGAAGGUGCAUUUACUCAAGGCAUGGGGCUGUAUACAAUGGAGGAACUGGAUUAUUCUCCUCAGGGCAUUCUGUACACUCGUGGUCCAAACCAAUAUAAAAUUCCUGCCAUCUGUGACAUCCCCACAGAAUUUCACAUUUCUUUGUUGCCUCCGUCUCAAAAUUCAAACACCCUGUAUUCAUCUAAGGGUCUGGGAGAGUCUGGAGUGUUCUUGGGGUGCUCCGUGUUUUUCGCUCUCCAGGAUGCAGUGGGCGCAGCUCGGCGGGAGAGAGGCCUAUCUAGGCCACUGAGGCUCAGUAGUCCACUGACCCCAGAGAAGAUUCGGAUGGCCUGCGAAGACAGGUUCACAAAAAUGAUUCCAAAAGAUGAACCAGGAUCCUUUGUUCCCUGGAACAUACCCAUAUGAAUCAAAUACAAACUUCUGGACAAAAUGGGGUGACUUUUCCCACAUGGCAAUCUCUUCAGUGUCAAUGCUCUAAGACGCUAGAUUUGAAUGACAGAUUUUCACAGUUCAGAAAUCAUUCUGCAGAGUGCUGCUUUUAUAUGAGGCUGAUUUGAAAUGUGCCAUUUAGAUUUGAUAGAUGCGCUUAAGCAAUUUAUAAGUCAUUUUAAAUGGUAUAAAUACUAAUUGCUUUUUGUGAUACUCUCCAUUACUGUGUCCCUUAGAUCCAUCCAGCUAAAUGGAAUAGAUGAUGACUUGUAUGUGACUCACAUUUAGCCUAUAUCCACCAACAGAAAUUAUACCAUCUACUGAAAGGGCAAUUUUCUAAAUAAUUCUAUUAUUAGUAUAAACUAUAAAGUUGUCAUUUUUUUUUUUGCCCUUCUCUGCUAUCACCCUCUUUUUUUGUCAGAAUAGAUAUAGACACUAUACCUAAAAAGUCUGUGGGAGCAAAGAAAAAAACGGAAAAUUGGGCUUCAUCAAAACUAAAAAACAAAGUUUGUGUUUUGAAGGAUACUAUCAAGAAAAGAGAAGAAAUCUCCAGGAGAAAAGUUUAUAAAUCAUAUAUCUGAUAAAGGGUCUUGCAUCCAGAAUACAUAAAGGAUUUUUAUAACUCAAUAAUAAAAGGAUAAAUAACUCAAUUUAAACAUGGACAAAGAGAUUGCUGGAUCAUAUGGUAGUUUAGUUUUUGCCCUAAAUACCCCGACUUGAUCAUUAUACAUUCUAUGCAUGUAAGAAAAUAUUACAUGUUCUCCAUAAAUAUGUACAAAUACUAUGAAUCAAUUUUUUAAAUGAACAAAGGAAUUAAAUAGGCAUUUCUCCAAAAAUGUUAUAUAAGUGGCCAAUAAGCACAUGAAAAGACGCUCAAACUCAUUGGUCAUUAAGGAAACACAAAUCACAAUCACAAUGGGACCCCAUUUCACAUACAGAAUCAAAAUGAUGGACAGUUAAGUAUUGGUAAGGAUGCAAAGAAACGGGAAGACUCAUUCAUUGCGGAGGCACAUGGAACGGUGUAGCUACUGUGGAACACAGUUUGGCAGUGCCUCAAAAAGUUAAACACAGUUAACAUAGAAGUUAAAUAUAGAAUUGCCACACUCUUAGGUAUAUACCCAAGAGAUCUCAAAAUAUGAUCACACAAAACUUGUCCAUAAAUAUUCAUAGCAUUGUUCAGGAUUUCUGAAAAGUGGAAACAACUCAAAUUUCCAUCAGCUGGUAAAAUGCAAUAAAUAAAAUAUACAAGGGGAUUUUAUUCAGCCGCAUGUAGAAAUGAAGUACUGUUACAUGUUGUAACAUGGACCAACCUCGAAAGCAUCAUCUAGAUGAAAGAGGCCAGACACCAGAGGCCACGUACUGUGUGAUUCCAUCUAUGCCAGAUACCCAGAAGGGGCAAAUCCAAGAAGAUAGAAAGUAGAUGAAUGGUGGCCAGGGCUGAGGGCAGAGGGGCCUGCUAAUAGAUCUGGAAUCUCUUUGGGGGAUGAUGAAAAUGUUCUGGAAUUGAUGGUGAUGGUUGUACAACAUGUGAAUAUACUGAA